GCCACGACAACGUAACAGGACCAUUUUAACGACGGUUGGGAUUUUUUCAACAGUUUUAAGGCCAGGAUUCCAAGAAAGGCAAAGGAUGUCUCCCACACUCAGUGCUGUGACGGUGAUGCUAGCUGUAUGCGUCUUGACCAGUAGUGCCCUCCCAAUGCCAACAAGGAAGCGACUGGGUUUCGUGUUUGGCUGCAGCGGCUGGGGAGCAGGGUGCACACAUAUCUCAUCCAAGGUCACAUCGGAUGCCAAGGUCCUGCCAGGCAAAGAGAAGGGCUUCGUGGAGCCUUUCUUCACAUCAGGUCGAUCAUGGUCACCAAGUGGCAAGAGGGCAGCAGAUCUAACAGACGCUGAAUGGAACCUGCUAGGAAAAGCACUUGAAGAUUACGAAGGCAAAUCGCAUAAGAAGAGGUCAGACAUAACAGAGGACGAAUGGAAUCUCCUUGGCUCAGUCCUCGAUGACUUUGAAGAGACCGACCACAAGAGCAAUGGGAAGGCCGGCGACUUCAAGGUCUACUGGGACAAAGCUAUCACAGAGAAGAAAUCACACUAAGGAUCUGCUUCCACUCAGCUUUCUUCAUCUGCUUUCUGCUAUCUCAUCAGACAUCAGGAGGAAAUCUCUUGAAUCUUUGAGAAUAUUUCAUACUUGUUGAAGACAGAGAAUGUUUAAACUGGUCUUGGACGGUAUGAAGAAAUCAGGUGCCACUCUUAUCAUCCUGCGGUCAAUGGAGUUGGUUAACAUUUUAAUGAAAUUUCUUCUCCAUGUAUAGUUGAGGAUAUUGUCUAAGGGUUGACACACACAGGUGCCUACAUGAAUACCAGUGACAUGCCACGUCGGAUCCAGCAAUAACGCCACAGAAAGUGCACUUCAGGAUAUGUCAUCAGUGUUCUACAAGUUCAUCUCUAUCUCAUCCUUAUCUAAAACAGCUUCACAAGUUCACGGACUCGCAGUGGAUUCAAAAGACUGGUCAUUUUUAACAACAGUAGGCAGUGUCACUUGCAAUGACUGGCAGUGGCAAUGAAAUAUUAGGACUAGUACUUUUUGUCAACAAGCAACGAUACCUUUAUGUCAAAGCAUAAGCCUGACGAAUUGCUGACAAUUUGUCACAAACAGACUGGAUUCACUGCAAAGACCAAACUGAACUUAUUCCAAUGAAAUUAUUCAAAGUUCUGUCAAAUUGUCGACAUGACUGAUUGCACUGACUUGAACUGACUGUGGAGAAGGACAGGCGAUUUGUAUGAACAGAGAGCUUUGUUUGUCCAUACUGUAGACGUGUGAAUAAGAAGCUCAUAACAAGUGUGUGUUCAGUUCAAACAUCUUGCAAUCUAUUAUAUAAAUAGUCCCCGAGGAUUAAAAUUCAUUCACCCAGAGCAGAAAUCCAGCUAUUUGUCAGAUUAACAGUGAUGGAUAGUGAUUUGCUUGGUCUAUGGAAACUUUCCCACUCACUUUAACCAUUCAGCCACUGUGCGUAUGCCAGAGUCGCGCAUACCUGGUGCCCCCUUGAUUAGUACAACAGAUCACUUCCUAAUCCUUCCCAAGUCAUUUAUUACGCUGUAAUCCACUACAGUCAUCGACUGAUGGAUGGUCACCAAAAUUAUCUUGACACCAUCUAAAGUGGAGCUGAGAGGAGGUUUAGACCGACUCUGAUCAUGACUGCAUUCAGAAAUAAAGCAGUCAGGGCCAAUAUUGCCCCUGACUGCUGUUUGAUCUAAUUUAGUACCACAAUCAGUGGAAAACUUCAUGAUUAACUCACCAGCAAAUGAUGGCCCAAGACAAAAGGGAAUAGGUUCUGAUAGUCACUGGGACCAUAGGACCGAUGAGAGAAUCAGUAUCUUCUAAUAGCGGAUGGAUUAGGAAGUUUUCUGUAGAUUCUGUUUAACACGGCCAGAACUCAACAGCGGCCAGAAACAUGUUGGCAAUGAACAUGGCAAACCUGACCUAAUCAUACACUAUUUCCCACCAAAAUAAAGAAAAUACAGAAACUGCAAUAGUUAGCAAGCACAAGUGAAUCAGACCUUUAUCUUCCAACUUUAAAAAGGUAUUUAAAAGAUACUUGAUGAUGGCACCGUCCGUGACGAAAGUUAGAAUCUUGUCCUCAGACCAAAUUGUAGAGCCUAUCAUGAAAGCUGUUAGUGUUACUUUCACUUUCUUGAUAAGCCUGGCAUCCUUCCUGCAAAUCAAUUCCACCUCUGACUGAUAUGGCAUUCAGUAGCGCCACCUCUCUCUCUCUUUGCCAUAAUGUGUUAGGGACCCUCGCCAUAUCUACUGCCAGAACAUGUAAAUAAAUGUUAAUCUUGACGGAUCCAUAGAAGUGAUCUUUACAAUGUAACUUUUCCAAUAAAGUGGAAUAAAAAACGUGAA
Molecule: messenger RNA, 2359 nt
Organism: Lineus longissimus
Lineage: Eukaryota; Metazoa; Nemertea; Pilidiophora; Heteronemertea; Lineidae
Exons: 5
Coding region: 86-550 (154 amino acids)
Source: RefSeq, a predicted model, not a curated record